CAGUGUGCGCAUUGAAACCGUCCUGGACGUAGGUCCUUUUAAAUUUUAUAAUAAACAAUAAUAAAAUUAAUAACAAAGAAAAUAAUAUAUAUCUUAUGAAUAAUUUAAUAAAAAUAAUAUUAUUUUUUUUUAAUUUUCAUAUUAAUUUUAAAUUAUGAGAGUGAUUUAAUUUUUUUUUUUUUAAAUUUUUAUUAUAGUUAAUUGUUAUUUGUUACUUUUUUUUUGAAAAUAAAUAAUUUAAAAUGACAAUCAAGGACAUAAUUUGCUAUUUCAUUUCCGUCCAUAGUGAUAGAAAUUUUAAAAAAAAUUUAUAAAAAUUAAUUUCAGUGUGUAAAAGAAAUUCUUUAGCUCAAGGCUUUCUCAGGUGGAAUUUUCCUUCGGUUUGUUUCUCAAUUGAGGAACUUCAAAGGAUCAAAGACAAUGAAAAUAUUCUAAAUUCUACUCAUACACUCUUCUCUUGUUUUCUCUGUCUCUCUUUUGUCAUUAAUUUGAUGUGUGAUAAUAAUAUUUUUUCAAAAUACUUUAGUUUUUUCUAGAAAAUCUAAUUUAAACUAAUUUUUUUUUCUUUCUAAUUUCGACACUUUUGUCUAAAAAUAUUAAAACAAAGAAACUUAAAAUCUUGAAAAAUAAAUAUUUAAAUGAAACAAAAAAAAAAACCAGUUCAAGGUAAAAUAGUUAAAAAUAUAUUUUUUUCUUCUAAUUAAAAAUUUCAUUUUUUUCUAUUAUAAUUUCAUUCAAACAAACGACUUUUUUUAAAUGAUUAAUUUCAAAGUUAUUGUGGUGAAAAAAUAUAUUGAAAAUAAAUUAAAUAUAACAGUGAUAAUGUUAUUGGGGAAAAUGAAAUGAAUAAUAAUAUUUUAUAAUGAUAAAAAAACAAGAAAUUGUUUCUGUUUUUAUAUGAAUUAAUUAUUUAAGUGUUGUUAAAUAAUAUUAUUGUUGAGAUAUAAUGUGGGAAGAGGGUAAAUCAUCAAGAACACCAGUUGUUGUGUCAUUUCAAGAAGUGGCUAGUUUGUUAAAUCGUGGUAAAGACGAUAAUAAUGCAACUGUGUUAGCUGGAACAUCUGAUGAUAAUAGAAAAUCACAACGUCCCCUUUGGCGUUUCUAUUCAGCUAGAAUGUUAACACAUAGUCAUAGUGAUGGUGAAUUUCCAUUAUAUACACAAGCAAAAAAACAAAAUGGUGCAGCACUGCGGACAAAUAGUUUGGGUUCUGGAACGAGAACACCACCAAUUGAAAAAAAAAGUAAAUUUUCCACAUUUGGUAGACUUUUUAAACCUUGGAAAUGGAAACGGAAAAAGAAAUCUGAAAAAUUUGAAGCUGCAUCACGAUCAUUGGAACGAAAAAUAUCAGUUCGUGCAAAUCGCGAAGAACUUGUACAAAAAGGAAUUCUCCUUCCGGAUAGCCAAAUUUCUACAAUUCCAGAAAAUGGUCCUUUGGGUGAUUCGGAUGUCACUCAGAAACCACCAACGCCCCAACAGCAGCAGCAGCAUCAUCAUCAUCAACAACAAUCUACAGCAAUUCCAGGUAUCACAACAACACUUGGUCAGUGUCAACAAUCAUCAAUUGGUUCACAAAAUUCAACUUCAUCAAAUAAUUCACAUUCUGGAUGUAUUGGACCUACCAGUAAUCAGUCAUCGCCCCAUCCCUCACCCCUCUACCCUGGAAUUCCAUCAUCAAAUCAGCUAAAUGGCAACACUCAAGAGCCGAAAAAAGAAAAGACUGAACAGAAUGCAAAUGGCACGUUAUCGUCGGGUGAUACCGUGUCAAAUCAGGGCAUUGGUCAAACUGGUAGCCAGGGAGUUUGUCAACCUGGUGAUCAGCAAAAGCCAAAUAGACCCAGUACCCUGGAAGCAUCAAGAAUGUUCACCAGGCGGUUGAUUAUGCUUGGAAUGGAAAAAGGAGUCUUGCAACCGACGGCAGAAGAACAGCAGGCUAUUGACAGAUACAUGUCACCAAUGCCACCUCAUAACACACUAAUGCUAUCGGAGCUACCAGAACCACCAAUACCACUUAGUGAAAUUGGACCAAUACCACCACCGCCAAUGUUUAGUUCACCAAGUCCAACAAUGGAUUCACGGCACCAACAAGACCUACCAAUUACAUCACAGCAUAACGAUGAAGACGAUGAGGAUGAAAUUGAUGCUGAAGAUGAUGAUGAUAGCUUAUAUGUUUUUCGAGUAUCUCAACCAGAUCCAGCAAUUGAUACAUCUAGAGUUGAAGAGAUACCAGCAAAAGAGCCAAAAUUUCAUGCUGUGCCAUUAAAAAGUGCAUUGAAGAAAAAAAAUACUGGAAGUGGUCCUGGUACACCUCAAAAUACACCAACACAAGAAAAUAGACCACUAACACUACGACAAGAAUUACAUGCCUCUUUCAAGAGGCCACCAUUGAGGCCUCGGAUCAGAAUAUGUAGUCGACCGGUGAGAUUUGGACUUGCUCUACCAUGUACAUUGGAAAAUAAAGAAAAUGCAAGACCUUAUGUAAUAAGAGAAGAUUCUGAUGGUUCAGAUGAUGGACAAGUACUCUACAGAGAUGAUUAUGAUGACGAAGAAAGUCGAAUGGCUGACAAACUUGCACGAAAAGAAUCGCUUUCACUUAAAUUGGCACUGCGACCUGACAGACAAGAGCUAAUUAAUCGAAAUAUACUUCAAAUACAAUCUGAUAAUGAACGACAAGAAUCAAAAGAAGCCAUUGGUGCAAGGCUCAUCAGACGGCUAAGCAUGCGGCCAACCCAAGAAGAACUUGAAGAGCGCAAUAUUUUAAAAAAACAAAGUCCAGCUGAAGAAAAAAAACAAAAAGAAGAAAAAAAAAGAUACUUGUUAAGAAAGCUUAGUUUUCGGCCAACGGUCGAAGAAUUAAAAGAGAAAAAGAUUAUAAGAUUUAAUGAUUAUAUCGAGGUUACACAAGCACAUGAUUAUGAUAGACGAGCAGACAAACCGUGGACCCGACUAACGCCAAAGGAUAAAGCAGCUAUUAGAAAAGAACUGAAUGAAUUUAAAAGCUCAGAAAUGGCUGUUCAUGAAGAGAGUCGACAUCUUACAAGAUAUCAUAGGCCAUGACAAUCGCAAUGUGUAGAGGUGCUCCAGUGCAGUUCAAUUAAUCUGUCAAAUAUUAUUACGACAGUCACGUGUUAAAAGUAAAAGAAAAAAAAAAUAUUUAAAAUUAAAAAAAUAUAUAUAACAAGAGAUUUUAAUUGAAAAAUUUUUAGAAAAAAAAUAUUUUUUGCAAUAAUUGCAAAAACAAAAAAAUCAUUAGAAAAAAAGAGAAAACAAUUUGGAUGUAAAAUUUUUUGAGAUUAUUUUUUUUGUUCUGUUAUUAUUCAUUUUUUAAAUUGUUUUUUUUUUUUUUUUUCUUUACUCUUGUUAACGUGUAUCCAUAUGCGAAAAUGAGAAUGUGAUAGGGUGGUAAAAUUCGCAUUAUUUUUUAUUUUAAAAUUUAAUUAAAAUUAAAUUGUUAAUAUUAUUAUUUUUACAAAAAAUAAAAUAAUCAUAAUAAAAUUUUGCGAAUCCACCCGCCCAAAUUAUUGUCAAACAUGGC
Messenger RNA from Aphidius gifuensis, 3533 nucleotides. Its product is annotated as phosphatase and actin regulator 4B. Bases 947 to 3055 code for a protein of 702 amino acids. The record is from RefSeq and is a predicted model, not a curated record. Lineage: Eukaryota; Metazoa; Arthropoda; Insecta; Hymenoptera; Braconidae. The transcript is spliced from 14 exons. Gene Ontology annotation, molecular function: actin binding. Gene Ontology annotation, biological process: actin cytoskeleton organization.